This is a messenger RNA of Calypte anna (Anna's hummingbird), 2651 nucleotides long. It is a transcript of the gene MPP1, whose product is annotated as membrane palmitoylated protein 1. Gene Ontology annotation, molecular function: signaling receptor binding. The transcript is spliced from 12 exons. The record is from RefSeq and is a predicted model, not a curated record. Bases 170 to 1570 code for a protein of 466 amino acids. Lineage: Eukaryota; Metazoa; Chordata; Aves; Apodiformes; Trochilidae. Gene Ontology annotation, cellular component: cell-cell junction; plasma membrane.
GCUCCUCCCGACGCCGCAACGCCCGCCCAUCCGCAGGCCUCCCCUUACAGCCACACGGGCGGAGCGUGCGGGCAGCCCGCGGGGUUGCCGGGCUCGGGGUCGCUGUUCCGGAGCCAGCGGAUCCAGCUGCAGCUGCGGGCGGUGGGGUGGUGCGGUGCGGCGCGGCAGGAUGACCCUCAAGUCGGGGCGCAGCGCCAGUGCCGGCAGCAUGCGGACCGCGCUCUCCGAUCUCUACCUGGAGCACCUCCUGCAGAACCGGGCCAAGCCCGAGGCCAUUACUCAGUCCCAGAAUGCCAUGACUGAGGACAUUUAUACCAACGGCUCAGCAACUCUGGGCAGCCCUUCCCACAGCAACGGCCGUGAGGUGCGAAAGAUUCGCCUCAUCCAAUUCGAGAAGGUCUCGGAGGAGCCCAUGGGAAUCACACUGAAGCUCAAUGACAAGCAGAGCUGCAUGGUGGCCAGGAUCUUCCAUGGUGGCAUGGUUCACAGGCAAGGCUCCCUUCAUGUGGGUGAUGAAAUCAUAGAAAUCAAUGGGCAGAGUGUGAGCAACCACUCAGUUGACCAGCUGCAGAAGAUGCUGAAAGAAACCAAGGGGAUGAUCUCUAUAAAAGUAAUUCCCAACCAACAAAGCCGCUUCCCUGCUCUCCAGAUGUUUAUGAAGGCUCAGUUUGACUACGACCCCAAAGAAGACAACCUGAUCCCCUGCAAGGAAGCAGGGCUGAAGUUUCAGACUGGUGAUGUGAUUCAAAUCAUAAAUAAGGAUGACAGCAAUUGGUGGCAGGGCCGGGUGGAAGGCUCCUGCACCGAGUCAGCAGGACUCAUCCCUUCUCCAGAGCUGCAGGAGUGGCGUGUGGCGAGUGUCACCCAGUCCACUCAAAGUGAAUCCCCAAGCUGUAGCCCCUUUGGGAAGAAGAAGAAGUGCAAAGAUAAAUACCUGGCCAAGCACAGUUCAAUUUUUGACCAGUUGGAUGUAGUUUCAUAUGAAGAGGUGGUGAGGCUGCCUGCCUUCAAGAGGAAGACUCUGGUGCUCAUUGGGGCCAGUGGUGUGGGCCGUAGCCAUAUCAAGAAUGCUCUCCUCAGCAACAACCCAGAGAAGUUCAUGUACCCACCCCCAUACACCACACGCCCCCAGAAGAAGAAUGAGGUGGAUGGGAAGGACUACUACUUUGUCUCCACUGAGGAAAUGACCCGGGACAUCUCAGCCAAUGAGUUCCUGGAAUUUGGAAGCUACCAGGGAAACAUGUUUGGCACCAAGUUUGAAACAGUGCACAAGAUCCACCAGCAGGACAAAGUUGCUAUUUUGGACAUUGAGCCCCAGACCCUGAAGAUUGUCCGCACGGCUGAGCUCUCCCCUUUCAUAGUCUUCAUUGCCCCAACAGACAAAGCAGAACAGUCAGAGGCUUUGGAGCUGCUUCGGAAGGAUUCAGAGAGCAUCCGCAGCAGAUAUGCACACUACUUUGACCUCUCGCUGGUCAACAACGGGGUACAAGAAAGCCUCCAGCUGCUGCAGGAAGCCUUCGAGCAGGCCUGCAGCUCUCCACAGUGGGUGCCGAUCUCCUGGGUCUACUGAGAGGGUGUACAACCCCAGCCGCUUCCCAUCCAUCAUCCUGCAGCUUUGGGGGGAAGCCUCAGCUUCCCCUAAUCCACACACAGCCCCAGACAACUCCCUCUGCUGCUCCAGACAUGGUCUCAUUGGUUGACAAGCACACAAGGGUCUACAGAUCUCUCCUUGGGGAAUGCAGGUCAGGGGCUACCCAGGGGAUGGCCAUGGCACUACAGUGCAGUGUUAAAUUCAUGGCUACAGCAGAGCCCAGGGUACCCCAUUAGCUCAGAGCACAUCUCCCUGCCUAACAGGCAAAAGCAAGCAGUCCCCAUGUAGCACCCAGCCAAUCUUCUCUCCAUCAGUCCUAAGGAAAGUGGUAGAGCAGAGGCUUUCCAUGCAGGUGUCCCCUGCUAUUGCAGGAGUGCACACUGCAUCACAGACACCUCAGAAAAGCCUGGUUGGUGUCUGAGACUUCAAGGAGGCCCACAUCUUAGGCAGCUUCACAAAGACCACACCAGAGCCCCUCACAAGUAGGGAAAAACAAAAAGGGGAGUGUGGAUUUGACUAAGGUGGUGUGGAACAUGCCAUCCCCAGGCAGGUCUUACCCUGCAUUCUGAGGUUGGAGUUUUCUGAUUCACCCUGUGCAAUUGUAGUUGUAGAAACUCAGCUGUAUUUAAAUUCUCAUCUCACAGCUUCAAUUGUUACUUACUGGCCAGAGAAACUAGGCAGCAGCUCAGGAAGUCCCACAGAGCAAACACCAGAGGGACAGCUGAAUGAGUAAACUGGAUCAAACCACAAGCAUCUGUUGCAUGCAGUAUAAAGUGUCUUUACAAAGAUCUAGGCAUGUUUUCCAGAGUUUAGGGUGUCUCACACACAGUAUGGGAACAUAAAAGCCAUCCACACAAAGGGUUUCCUUCUGCAAGAGUGUACUGAUGCACAAGCUUCACCAUGACCAUGUCCAGGAAGCUUCUGGGCAAAUUAUAGAAAUCAUCUAGGUGAAAGUAUCUCAUUUGUGUGUUCAGCAGUCAGCUAAGGGAAAGGGGAAGGGGACUAAGAAGUCUUGUGCAAUUUUUUAAGAAUGCCAAAAAUAAAAUCUGUUGAUGUGCAA